Alternaria burnsii is the source of this 4680-nucleotide messenger RNA. Its product is annotated as abc drug exporter. Gene Ontology annotation, molecular function: ABC-type transporter activity; ATP binding; ATP hydrolysis activity. Gene Ontology annotation, biological process: transmembrane transport. Lineage: Eukaryota; Fungi; Ascomycota; Dothideomycetes; Pleosporales; Pleosporaceae. The record is from RefSeq and is a predicted model, not a curated record. Gene Ontology annotation, cellular component: membrane. The transcript has 7 exons. The coding region runs from base 1 to 4680 and encodes 1559 amino acids.
AUGGCGUCUGGCAACGACACUACCGAGAAUUCUCUAGGAUCCAACCAGCAGCGCUCACAUAACGAUUUGGAACGACAAUCCAAUCUCUAUUCAAAUGUGUCUGACCACAACGACAAUGCAAACACGCACAACACUUUCAUCUCCAAUGCUCUACAUACCAGCAGUCGGAGCUAUUACGGUGCAGAUGGCACGCAGUUGUCUACAGCUUCAAGCAAUUCCACAGCGGUAGCAUCCCCAGAAGUCCGGUCAAUCCAGGAUGUCACAAACGAACAACAAGCCAAAGAAACCAUGCCUGGAAACGCGGUUAUCACACCAUCUACCCCUGGCAAUGACUACCUUCAAAAGACGACAUCGGGAGACCCAGUUGAGGAACAUGUAGUUCUUCAAGACGACUCAUCCGAUUCGGAACAUGAAGCAGGCGAGCCAUCCAUCAAGCCUGCCGCUGUCGCCAAACGGCCUGGUCUGCAGUCAAAGAACUCCAGACCCAUGACAGAAGACGACCUGUUCCGCGCCCUGUCCCGACGAAUGACGAGUCAGAACAACGGCCUCGGCAAGUCUAACACUAAUGCUUCAGGGCGAAGUCAGGAGGAAGAAGAUGAGAUCAAUAAACUCAUGUCGAAGAUGUUCGGGCGUACUAGACAGGAGGCAUCAGAAGAAGAGAAGACCCGGCAUCAAGGUGUUAUAUUUAAACACUUGACAGUCAAGGGCAUGGGCAUUGGAGCAGCUUUGCAGCCAAGUGUUGGAGAUAUCUUCCUGAACCCAGUUCGGCUCAUCAAGAACCUUGUAACCAAGGGGCCGCGUCAGGCAGCCGGAAAGCCCCCCAUUCGAACUCUUCUCGACGACUUCUCUGGAUGCAUAAGACCUGGUGAGAUGGUUCUGGUCCUCGGAAGACCGGGAGCUGGUUGCUCCACAUUUCUCAAGAUGAUCGGUAAUCAACGGUAUGGAUUCGAAGAGAUCACAGGCGAUGUCUCGUACGGUGGCACAGAUGCCGACGAGAUGGGCAAGAAGUAUCGUUCAGAGGUGCUUUACAAUCCCGAGGAAGACCUCCAUUACGCGACACUAAAGGUCAAAGACACAUUGCGAUUUGCUCUGAAGACAAGAACACCUGGCAAAGAAUCACGAAAAGAAGGCGAGUCUCGCAAGGACUACGUAAACGAGUUUCUUCGUGUGGUUACCAAACUCUUCUGGAUUGAACACACACUGGGUACAAAGGUCGGUAACGAAAUGAUCCGUGGUGUCUCAGGUGGUGAGAAAAAGCGUGUUUCAAUUGCAGAGGCCAUGGUCACAAAGGCUUCAGUACAAUCUUGGGAUAAUUCGACGAAAGGCCUCGACGCGAGUACUGCUCUCGAAUACGUCCAAAGUCUGCGUUCCCUUACGAACAUGGCUCAAAUCUCUACUGCCGUAGCGCUCUACCAAGCAGGUGAGUCUUUGUAUGACCUUUUCGACAAAGUUCUCCUUAUCCACGAGGGACGAUGCUGCUACUUUGGACCUACCGAGAAGGCUGCAGACUACUUCAAGAACCUAGGCUUUGUUCAACCCGAGCGUUGGACUACUAGUGACUUCUUGACAUCCGUCACAGAUGACCACGAGCGACAAAUCAAGGAAGGCUGGGAGGACCGCAUUCCCCGCACCGGUGCGGCUUUCGGCGAAGCAUUCCACAACAGCGAACAAGCCAAUGAUAACCUUGCUGAGAUUGAAGAGUUUGAGAAGGAGACCAAGCGACAGGCCGAAGAACGUCACGAGGCCCGCACCAAGGCUACGAAGAAGAAGAACUUUACCAUCUCGUUUCCAGCCCAAGUCGUUGCCUGUACCGAUCGCCAAUUCCGUGUAAUGGUGGGAGAUCCGCAAUCUCUCAUCGGAAAAUGGGGAGGCUUCUUUUCAACGCCCUUCUCGCCCUCGCCGAACUUACCCGCCUACGCGAUUGCGCAAACCCUGAUCGACAUGCCCCUGGUGCUAGUUCAAGUUUUCAUCUUCGAUAUCGUGGUUUACUUCAUGGCGAACCUGCAACGAACAGCAUCUCAGUUCUUCAUCAGCUUACUCUUCCUCUGGAUCAUUACAAUGACCAUGUAUGCUUUCUUCCGAGCUAUUGGUGCCUUGGUAGGAUCCUUGGAUGUUGCAACUCGAAUUACUGGUGUUGCCAUACAAGCACUCGUCGUAUAUACUGGUUACCUGAUUCCUCCAGCGAAGAUGCAUCCGUGGUUUUCAUGGCUAAGAUGGAUUAAUCCUAUCCAAUACGGCUUCGAAGGUCUCCUAGCAAACGAAUUUUACAACCUGGAGAUUCAAUGUGUGCCUCCGUUCAUCGCGCCGCAGAUUCCAGGCGCGCAGGAGCAGUAUCAGUCUUGCGCAAUUCAAGGUAAUACGCCUGGAUCUCUUACGGUCUCUGGCCCAGACUACAUCUCGGCAGCCUUUGGCUACAGUAGGUCGCACCUGUGGCGCAACUUUGGUUUCAUCUGUGCCUUCUUCCUCUUCUUUGUCGCACUCACCGCGUUUGGUAUGGAGAUCCAGAAACCAAAUAAAGGCGGAGGUGCUGUAACAAUCUACAAGCGCGGUCAGGUGCCGAAGACUGUUGAGAAGGAGAUGGAGACUAAGACUUUGCCCAAGGAUGAAGAAGCUGGUAACAGUGAGCCAGUUAGCGAGAAACACUCCUCCAGUGACAACGACGACUCUGACAAGACGGCUGAAGGGGUAGCGAAGAACGAGACUAUCUUUACAUUCCAAGACAUCACCUACACCAUUCCAUACGAGAAGGGCGAACGGACGUUGUUGAAGGGUGUACAAGGUUUUGUCAGGCCUGGCAAGCUUACUGCCUUGAUGGGUGCUUCAGGUGCCGGCAAGACGACACUGUUGAACACCCUCGCUCAGCGCAUCGACUUUGGCGUCGUUCGUGGAGACUUCUUGGUCGAUGGGAAGCCAUUGCCUCAUAGUUUUCAACGCAGCACCGGUUUUGCAGAGCAAAUGGAUGUACACGAAUCAACGGCGACAGUACGCGAAGCACUUCAAUUCUCAGCACGGUUGAGACAACCUAAAGAGGUACCUAUCCAGGAAAAGUACGAUUACGUUGAGAAGAUCAUAGACUUGCUGGAGAUGCGCGAUAUCGCUGGAGCAGCUAUUGGUACCGCUGGAAAUGGACUCAACCAAGAGCAGAGGAAGCGUCUGACCAUCGGUGUGGAGCUUGCAAGCAAACCUGAAUUGCUAAUGUUCCUUGAUGAGCCUACAUCUGGCUUGGACUCUGGUGCUGCUUUUAACAUCGUCCGGUUCUUGCGCAAGCUCGCGGAUGCUGGACAAGCGAUUCUUUGCACGAUUCAUCAGCCCAGUGCUGUUCUAUUUGAGCACUUUGACCAGCUCCUGCUUCUCAAAUCUGGAGGUAGAACGGUUUAUUUUGGUGAUCUAGGCCACGACUCGCAGAACCUUAUCGAGUAUCUUCAGAACAAUGGUGCCGAGAAAAUCGGCCCCAAGACUAACCCUGCCGAAUACAUGCUGGAGGCUAUAGGUGCUGGCAAUCCCGACUAUAAGGGCCAGGACUGGGGUGAUGUCUGGGAGAAGAGCCCGGAAAACGAAAAGCUGGGCAAGGAGAUACAGGAGAUCAUCGCCAGCAGACGUGACGCAUCGAAGAACGAUGAAGCUCGUGACGACAGAGAAUAUGCGAUGCCAUAUAUUCAGCAAUGGCUUACAGUUGUCAAGCGAAGUUUCGUGGCGAUUUGGCGAGACCCUCCAUACGUAUCAGGUAUGGUCAUGUUGCACAUCAUCACUGGAUUGUUCAACGGCUUCACUUUCUGGAAUCUCGGACAAAGUCAGAUCGAUAUGCAAUCACGACUCUUCUCCAUCUUCAUGACCCUCACUAUUGCGCCUCCUCUGAUCCAGCAACUACAACCCCGCUUCAUCAGCGUGCGUGGCAUCUAUGAGUCCCGCGAAGGCAGCGCUAAGAUCUACUCCUGGACGGCGAUGGUAUGGGGUACCAUACUUAGCGAGUUACCAUACCGUAUCGUCGCUGGAACCAUUUACUGGUGCUGCUGGUACUUCCCACCCAGCUUUCCUCGCGAUACGUAUACCGCGGCGAGUGUUUGGCUCUUCGUCAUGCUCUUCGAGAUCUUCUAUCUAGGCUUUGGACAGGCCAUCGCCUCUUUUGCCCCCAACGAGCUACUCGCGUCACUACUUGUGCCGCUGUUCUUUACUUUCAUCGUCUCCUUCUGUGGUGUGGUUGUGCCCUACAACGGACUACCCACAUUCUGGCAAUCUUGGAUGUACCAUUUGACGCCUUUCCGAUACCUACUGGAAGGGUUCCUCGCGCUACUUGUGCAAGGACAAGAGAUCAGAUGCGAGACUAACGAGUUGGCGAUCUUUCCACCCCCACCUGGCCAAGACUGUCAGACGUAUGCCGGUCAAUUCGCGCAGCAAGCGGGGGGUUAUGUCGAAGCCCAGCCAGACGGUACUUGUGGAUUCUGUCAGUACGCAACGGGCGACGCCUUCGCAGCUUCGUUCAACGUCUUCCCAAAGUCCAUCUGGCGCGAUUUUGGCAUUAUGUGGGCCUACAUCUUCUUCAAUUUUGCAGUCGUCUUCGUCUGCACUUGGCUCUACUUGGGCGGCCUGCGCCAGAUCAAGUCAUUCUUCAGCCCAGCGGCGCGCAAACAAAAAAAGGAGACGGCGAAGAAGAAGAAGACACAGAGCGGCGAUGCAGCUUGA